AUGACGACCGUUGUUCUGACAUUAGAAGAAGAUCUUGCGCUCUCCGUUGUUCGAUUCACGGCUGAGAAGUCAUGGGCUGACGCUGGCGCCGANCGUUGUUCUGACAUUAGAAGAAGAUCUUGCGCUCUCCGUUUGGAGCCACAAGUAACUAGAUUAUGCCUGGAGGCGCAGGAAUCCAUUCUAGCAGGCAAAUGGCUGGAAUUGGCCUCACUAAUGCUUACUUCAGCAGAAUUGGUAUUUUCUAAGGAGUCCGAAAAAUAUCUUGAGUGCAUCUUUACUGUUAUUUGCAAUCUUGUCAAGAAACCUGAAAGUCUGGAUGAAGCACAUGAGAUGGCAGAGCUUAUAUCCACAAAAAUCGCCCAACAACCAAGCGAUAAGCCUGCUCUGCGCUUGAAGAUCCUGUUCAACCUCUACAAUCUGUUGGAGAAUCCAUACAGCCGUUUCUUUGUUUACAUGACGACCUUGAAUUUGGCAGUCAAUGGAAAGAUGGAUAGUUUCUUGAGGGAAUGGAAUGUUGGGAUCAAGGACCAGAGAGAACUCUUUCUUACUAUCUCAAAUGUUUUGACGGAAAAUAAAAGCUCGGCAAAGGAUGCUUUCAAAUUUCUGACCAAGUAUCUGGCAACUUUUUCUGGUGAAGAUGCAUAUACAAUGGGCGAAGCGAAGGAAGAAGCUGUACGCACUAUUAUUGAAUUUGUUAAGGCACCUGACAUGUUUCAGUGUGAUUUGCUGGAUAUGCCCGCUGUGGCACAAUUGGAAAAAGAUGCUAAAUAUGCAUUGGCGGCAAAUUCUACUUUACUUAAAAGCUAUGGUCUUGUCCAUGAAGAUUGUAUAGCAAAGAUGAGGUUGAUGUCAUUGGUGGAUCUUGGCUCUGAUGAAUCAGGCCAAAUUCCUUAUGCUCUAAUUAAGGACACUCUCCGGAUUAAUGAUGAUGAGGUGGAGUCAUGGGUAGUUAAGGCAAUUGCAGCAAAGCUAAUCGACUGUAAGAUUGAUCAUAUGAAUCAAGUUGUAAUUGUGAGCCACUGUGUUGAGCGCGUGUUUGGUCUGCAUCAGUGGCAAACUUUCCGAACAAAGUUAGCAACAUGGAGGGCUAACAUGUCAAAUGUAAUUAGUACCAUUCAAGCUAACAAGGUGACUGAAGAUGGGACUGGGGCAAUGUAA
This is a messenger RNA of Ilex paraguariensis (yerba mate), 1158 nucleotides long. Lineage: Eukaryota; Viridiplantae; Streptophyta; Magnoliopsida; Aquifoliales; Aquifoliaceae. The record is from the annotation of a GenBank genome assembly.